AUGGGUAGAGGGAAGAUCGAGAUCAAGAGGAUUGAGAACGCCAAUAGCAGGCAAGUAACGUUCUCGAAGAGAAGAAGUGGUCUUCUCAAGAAGGCUCAAGAACUUGCCAUUCUCUGCGAUGCUGAGGUUGCCGUUAUAAUCUUCUCCAACACUGGCAAGCUUUUCGAGUUCUCCAGUUGUGGUAUGAACAGAACGCUCUCAAGGUAUAAUAAGUGUGUAGAUUGUCCUGACGCUCCUAUUGUAUCGAAAGCAGAGAAGCAAGAUUCCAAGGAGGUGGAUGUUCUGAAAGACGAAAUUGCAAAGCUACAAACGAAACAACUUCGUCUGUUGGGUAAGGACCUUGGCGGAUUGAGCUUGAAAGAAUUGCAGCACCUAGAACAGCAAGUAAAUGAAGGGCUAUCGUCGGUGAAGGAGAGAAAGGAGCAACUGCUGAUGGAGCAACUAGAGCAAUCGAGAAUGCAGGAACAGCGUGCUAUACUUGAGAAUGAAACCUUGCGUAGACAGAUUGAGGAACUUCGAUGUUUAUUUCCUCGAACCGAAUGCACAGUCCCAUCCUAUCUUGAAUACUAUCCCAUAGAAAAGAAAAAUCCCAUUGCAAACCACAGUGGCAUUGGCCAAGAUGUGGCCUCCACUUUUGCAGUUGAGAAAGGAGAUUCUGACACCACUUUGCAUUUAGGGCUUUCUAAUGAUGUUUAUAGGAAGAUGAAGGCUCCUGAGCAAGAAAUGCAAUCCAAUGACUCAGGAAGCCACAUGAGCUUACUUUGAUCUCUUUUUUAUACAAUCAGCAGAACUGAAAUGAAUCUGAUCAUUUUUCUAGUUUGGCAAUUUUUGUUGACAACCCCGUAACAAGAUUAUGUAGGCAAAGUGAGUUCAGACAGGUGUUUCUUUUAGG
Molecule: messenger RNA, 892 nt
Organism: Morus notabilis
Lineage: Eukaryota; Viridiplantae; Streptophyta; Magnoliopsida; Rosales; Moraceae
Product: agamous-like MADS-box protein AGL15
Exons: 8
Coding region: 1-765 (254 amino acids)
Biological process (GO): positive regulation of transcription by RNA polymerase II
Cellular component (GO): nucleus
Molecular function (GO): DNA-binding transcription factor activity, RNA polymerase II-specific; protein dimerization activity; RNA polymerase II cis-regulatory region sequence-specific DNA binding
Source: RefSeq, a predicted model, not a curated record